Messenger RNA from Chaetomium fimeti, 2799 nucleotides. RefSeq names its product autophagy-related protein 13-domain-containing protein. NCBI's taxonomy places the organism in Eukaryota, Fungi, Ascomycota, Sordariomycetes, Sordariales, Chaetomiaceae. Bases 1 to 2799 code for a protein of 932 amino acids. The transcript has 5 exons. Gene Ontology annotation, biological process: autophagosome assembly; piecemeal microautophagy of the nucleus; protein localization to phagophore assembly site. Gene Ontology annotation, cellular component: cytosol; Atg1/ULK1 kinase complex; phagophore assembly site. The record is from RefSeq and is a predicted model, not a curated record.
AUGCAUCAACAAUCCCGCCAUCCUCCAAGGGUCUCGUCCCCCGCAUCCUCUCCCCAGACAAACCCCACACGAACGAACAACCCGAGGGAUCGAGUCCGCGCCGACUCGGACACCACGAGUCCAGAUGAGAAGUUGGAGAACAGCGAGAGUUACGGCUCUAUGCCGAGCAGGGACUCGAUCAAGAAGCUGGACCAGAUCAUUCAGAACUUCUACGCCAAAGCGGCCGUGGUCAUUGUACAGUCGCGGAUCAACACAACGCCUGCCGGGGGGAGAAGGGCAGCCGAGGCGAAACCGAACCUCUGGUUCUCGCUCGAAACCGAUGAGAUAGAAGACUUCCGAGACGAACUCCGUGUGUACAAGCAGUCCGGCAGCUUCGAGAACCGCCCUCCACCCAUGAUCAUCGAGACGUACAUCGACGCCUCCAGGUUGUCCAGCAACCAGAGCUUGGUUAUCCUUGACGCCCAUGGCAAGAGAUGGGAUGUGUUGGAGGCGUUAAACUCGUCGGAAACAUCCGACGACAGCCCUAGACAGCGCCAUACCCGAAAGCGCAAUACCGAGGUGAUCCUGGAGCGGUGGAGGCUUGAGCUCAAGUGCCCUUCGAAUCUCAUGACAGACGAGUUCGGUCCGACUCUGCCGACCGUUUACAAGAGGAGCAUCGUCUUUUUCAGGUCGCUAUUCAUAGUAUCGCGCAUCAUGCCCUGCUGGAAGAAUUUCCCCUCGGGAUUGACAAAAGGAAUCAACCCAGCGCUCGAGGUCAAGUGCAGAGUCCUGAGCGCCGAGACAGAGUAUAGCACCUACGACCCCUUGCGACAGCCACUUCACGACGGCGGAGAUGCCGUCACAGAAUACGUUUUUUCAGACUUGGAGGUACCCGUAGGACGCUUUUACGCCUCUGUGACGUAUCGAAACGACUACAACUUCCGGGUCGACGACGCCGAAUCGUUGCUCAGCUCGCAGUUUAUGGGAGUCGAUGAGAACUAUUUUCGGCCGUCAUUACCGCAAAGACGAGGGCAUGGCAGAGCUGAUUCGUAUGCGGAGCCAGGCUCUUUGCCGCCGCAGCGUCAGGACCGCGGACCACAAGGCCCGCAGCAAACGUACGGCAGUUUGUCAACCUUUCACGGCGCAGGGGCUUUGGGAACAAGCCCGAUUACCGCAAUAAGGUCCGUCCGCCCUAUCGGCUCCGACACUAGCUCUCCCUCUGCCUCAAUCUCGGGGAGCGUUGAACAACCAGAUCCGCCACAUUCGUUGCCCAUUCGCGGCACCGCAGCCCGGCCGAUGUCGAGAGCCUAUGAUGGGAGCGGCCGUCGACCGUCAGUGUCCUUCCAGCCGUUCAAAGCCGGCUCGCUGUCUGGGUCCCCGAGAAUCGGAGAUUUAGAGGCUCCGUCGUCGCCACAGUCGCUCAACCGUCCGGGUAUCGCCGGGCCGUCGCGUACCGGAAACCGCUCCUCGCUCACCAUGGGGUCGGCGGCUUCAUUACGCGGGGCUCCUCCCGCGCCUCAAGACGUGCCCUCAACCUCGGGAUCGCCAAGGCCGACUGGCCGCUACAGCAGCAGUUUCACCCAUCGCCGGAACAGGCCGUCGUUCGGCGGGCAGAGCAAGGCCGACGAUGACCAGGCUAGCAGCGGGAAGCAGAGCCUUUCUUCCUCUGUUCAGCCAGGCUCAGGUCUUCUCACCGAGGCUGGCGCGGUUACCAGCUCGGGGUCCUUCGCCGCCGACGAUGAUAACAUCUCAGACUUCUUAAAAGCCCUCGACAGCCGGAAGACGCUGAAGAGCUUCGAGCCGAACAAGAAGGGCGAGUCCCUCGCCUCCAAGCGCACGGCCGCCCAGCUUUCCAAGUUUCAACAAAUGCGCGAGACCAACAACGUCCUCACCGAAUCCAUGACCUCGUCGAUCCAUCUCCAACGCUCGUCGAGCUCCUCGAGCCGGCAACUAACCAACGUCCCGAGCAUGCCCCUCUCCCCUCACACCCCACACACGCCGGCCAUUCCAUCCCGGCUCAGCGAGAACUCGAUUAUCGAUUACCAACCCCAAAAUCAACCGCGCCAGGGAAGAAACAACCCGGACACAAACACCCCCAGCGAAGGGGCCGAGCCUGUCGAGGAAGACGACGACGAGACACCCAUGGUCACCCAGCAAGACAGCAAUAACCGAACGAACCACUCAUCAACAACCACCACCACGACCAGCACCGGCACAACAGCAAUCGACAUCCCCCUUUCCCCGCGCCUCCUCCACCACGGCGGCACCGCCGCCAUCCGCCGCCCCAACUCUGUCGCCCACCAGCAACAGCACCAACACCAGCAGCAGCAAGGCCACCGCUCCAUCGCCGGCGAAGUCGACGCCUACCAGCGCAGCGCCAGCGUCGAGGGCGUGUCCGCCGACGGCCGCGACGUGCCCACCCUCAGCACCCUGCUCGCCUACCACCACGAGGGCGCCCACAUCCCCCGCCCGGACUCCUCCUCCAUCCCGCCCCCGUCAUCGUCAGCCGACGCCGACGGCGGCGGCGGCGCCCCGCUAACCGCCGGCGAGCGCGGCGGCGGCAUCUCCUCCGGCUUGGGCAUGGGCCUGGGCCGCGGCCUCGGCCGCCCGGGGUCGCUGGGCAGGGCCGGAAGCGGGGGCAGGUAUGCUGGCAGUGUGGAGGGUGCGGAUGAGGAGCCGUUGUUGUUUGCGAUGAGUGAGUUGGAGCGGGAUUCGAGGAGGAGUUUGGAUGAGCAGGGCGGUGGUGCUGGUGGUGGGGGUGGGGGUGGGGGGAAGUAUGACCCGCCGAGGGGGAUUCAGAAGAAGGGUUGGCGGUCCUGA